Molecule: messenger RNA, 2195 nt
Organism: Mus caroli (Ryukyu mouse)
Lineage: Eukaryota; Metazoa; Chordata; Mammalia; Rodentia; Muridae
Gene: Tifa
Product: TRAF interacting protein with forkhead associated domain
Biological process (GO): positive regulation of canonical NF-kappaB signal transduction; cytoplasmic pattern recognition receptor signaling pathway; innate immune response
Cellular component (GO): cytoplasm
Molecular function (GO): protein binding
Source: RefSeq, a predicted model, not a curated record
AGUCAGGAGACCUCAGAGAGGCGACAGGGGGCAGGGCUUCCUGUGGAAAAGGGCUGGACGGCGGCGGCAGCCUCUUGCCUGGCUCUGCCGGGCUUUCCUCCCGGCAAGGGCUUUGCCGAGGUCACUCGCGCGAGGCCGCUCUUGGCGCGCCCGUGGGAGGCUCGGUGGCGUGGGAGGACCAGCGACCCGCGGGUUCCGCGAGCUCCCGCGGCGCUGGCAGCGACGGUCCCCCACCACCCCCUCCCUCCCCCAGGCUUCUACCAGAAGGCUCCGCAAGGCUUAAGGACCUCCAAGUCCCCAGGAGAGGAGACAAGGCUCAGGAGUCCUGAUCUAGCUGUGGCCACUGGAAGGCUCUCAGGCCAGGGAGCGUCAUGUCCACCUUUGAAGACGCUGAUACAGAGGAGACGGUCACUUGUCUCCAGAUGACCAUUUACCAUCCUGGCCAGCAAAGUGGGAUAUUUAAAUCAAUAAGGUUUUGCAGCAAAGAGAAGUUUCCUUCCAUUGAAGUGGUGAAAUUUGGACGGAAUUCCAACAUGUGCCAGUAUACGUUUCAGGACAAACAGGUGUCCCGAGUUCAGUUUGUUUUACAGCCGUUUAAACAGUUCAACAGCUCCGUUCUCUCGUUUGAAAUUAAAAACAUGAGCAAGAAGACCAGUUUGAUGGUAGAUAACCAGGAGCUCGGCUACCUCAAUAAAAUGGACCUGCCUUACAAGUGUAUGCUCAGGUUCGGAGAAUAUCAGUUCCUGUUGCAGAAGGAAGACGGAGAGUCGGUGGAAUCUUUUGAGACUCAAUUUAUCAUGUCUUCAAGACCUCUCUUGCAAGAAAACAACUGGCCAACACAGAGUCCCAUACCAGAGGAUGGGGUGUAUUCUUCAUACUUCACCCACAGAAGUUCUCCUUCAGAAAUGGAUGAAAACGAACUGUGAAGAGGGUCCAACCGGAGACACAUUAAAGGAUGAGGACACAUGGGUCGGAUGUCAAGAGACAUCCUACUUCCGAGUUUGUGAGUGUAGCGCAGCAGGGCUGUCCUCAUGCUGACUUUCGUUUUGGUAAUAGCAUUCGGAAGUCUCUAGACUGUGUUAAUCAUCAACUUAGUCAACUGUUUGAGUUUCGGCUCUACAAAGAAUUAAGUGUACAUCUGUAAGGGUUGGUGCAUCAGACACGUCUUCUGGGUAAUGAGGUCACCCUUGUUGCUUUUCUGCAUGAUGCUAUCCCCAGGCUUUGUCUUGGUGGCAGCCAUCUCUUGGCCCGGUCACAUCAUUUCGUAGCAGCCUUUGUUUUUCAAGUUUAGAGCUCGGGCAGAUGGUUCGCUGGUGUCUGUGGCAUGCUAGCGCUUGUAGAACCACAGUCCUGGAAUAAGUUCUAGAGUGCCGAGUCACUGAGUCACCGUGGCUUCGUUAUGGAAAGACUUGAGAAAUAGCUCCUUGAUUUUCUUUCUGUGGAACUGUAGUGUCGCUUUCCUAUAUGUAGGACCUACAACUAACAUUUAAAGAACACUGAGAUAAAGAUGGUUUUCUUACGAUAUUGAAGGUGAAUUUUAUGUAUCUUACAGAUUUAAAAAUGGCAGAAAUCAAAACUUUUAACAGCCUCUUUGCAUAUGAUAAAGCCGGAGCCCAGUUCCUUAGCUGCUUCUUUGGAACUUCUUAAAGGAAAACACGUAUUCUUAAAGGAAAACACGUAUUCUUAAAGGAAAACACGUAUUCUUAGGCUGCCCUAUAGAAGUCAGUACCUGUGAAUAUUUAUAUUAAAUGCUUAAUUAUUUCUAAACUUUUAGUUUCACAUAAAGUUGUAUUUAUUUAAAAGAUUCUCAUUCAUUUCAUUUUGGCUAGAUUAAGAUGAAAUGUUAGUGAACAUUAUGUAAAAGAGGAUGACAGCCAUUAAGUUAAGAUAAAUUCUAACAUUACUAGGAAGUAAGGCACCCUGUAUAGCUUCCUCCGUAAAUGAAAUUUCAUGCUGUAACAGGUACAGGAUUUUGGGUGGGGGAGGAGGUCAGGUGGGGGAAGUUAGCCACAUUCAUAUUUUAUUUUUGUUUUUGUUUUUGUUUUUUUCCAACAAUAGCUUGCUUUGAAGCUCAGGCUGGCUUGGAACUCGUGAUCCUCAUACACCGGCCCCCUGAAUGCUGUGCCUAGCUUAAUGUAACUGUAUUUCUGCAACAGCCCUUUGAAAUUAUUUCUAAUAAACUCUUUGGCCUAGUA